GCUAGGCUUGCAUUUAGGAUAAAAGAAGAGAAAUUAAAGAAAACACAGCUGUGCGAUAUUGUCCUAAAACCUUUAAACUUCGUAAAUAAAUAAGCAAUUUUUGUACACAGUGUUAAUAUGACAGUUUUGCGCUUUUAUUUGUUUUCUAUAGACUUUUAAAACGAUAAUAGAAGGAGUCGCCAAUCUUCAAGAUGGCCGACAAUAAUAUUGAAAUCUCUGAGUUAGAAGAGGAUCAAAUUAUUAUGCGAAAUGAGUGGAGACGAGUUUCAAGUUUUGCUACUUUUCCUUAUAACAUUUCAGUGAGUACCAUUCGCCUUGCUCAGUCGGGAUUUUAUUACACAGGUAGAGGGGGUCUUUGUCGUUGUAAUUUCUGCGGCUAUGAACAGAGUGAGUGGACACAAGAAUCUUUACCAUUUCAUUGUGAUGAAAGUUUUAGAAGUGAAACGGAUGAACCAAUUAACCAUGAAAUCGAUGGACAUUUUUCUCCUGAUAACAAUUUAUCAACACAAUUAAAUCAAUCCUCUUCAUCAAAUACAGAAUGUGGUUUUUAUUUAGCAAGUACACAUUCUUUUAUUCGUCUAUGGGAAGGAAUUGGUGCAUCUUAUCAAGAACCAUCUUUGGAUAGCAAUCCAUCUCAGAACCAUCCUGAUGUCUUCCAAAUGCUCAGAAUUGAAACCUCAGAUUGUCCUGAUUUUAAUGUCGGUCAACAGCCUCAUCUCAGAGAGAGUAACUCUAAUAUUUACCGACAAUUAAGAAUUUGUGAAGAGACAAAUUCUCGGUUUUUAUCGUCAGAAAAUAGCAAUGUGACCUCAAACCAAUCCACAAGGGAAAUGAUAGAGAGCGAAUUUUCCAUAACUGAAGGGAAUGGUAUAUCUUCUCAAAGGGAAGAAAAUAACCAGCUAUCACAGAAGCAAACAAGUCGGGUUUUGCAUCCAUCAAUUAAAUAUUUUUGUAAUCAGAAAAAAAAUGACUCUGUCAAUAAUUCCAACAGUUCUAAAUCUACACAAGAGUCAAAUCCUAUUGAAAGGAGAUCUGAGGAGUGUGCGAAUAGACAUCGUCAACAUCAGCUACAUCGAAGAAGUCUACCCGCAAUCGAUAUAAGUGAUUUUAAUCAAGGACAAAGUCUUGAUAUAUCUGGUUCCCUUGGUUCUUUAAAUUCAGAUCGUCACAUGAGGCAGUCUUGCAAUCUGUCAGACUUUGGAAUUCUUAAAAGACCAAACCAAGAUAUUCUAGGACAAGAAUGCCCUCCAAUGAGCAGAUCCGUGAGGAAUACACAAGAAAUACCACAAACAUACACAGAAAGGUUGGCAACAUUUCACAACUGGCCACCCUACUUAAGACAGCGCCCAAGGGAUUUGGCGGACGCUGGAUUUUAUUACACAGGAUGCAUUGAUUGUGUACGUUGUCCAUAUUGUAACACGUUCUUCUCAGAAUGGGAAUCAAAUGAUAUACCAUUAGAGGAACACGCUCGGCAUUCUCCAGAUUGCAAAUUUAUCCAGCAAUGUCGUCAAAGACAACAGGACCAGGAUUUAGAAAAUCAACAGACAACAAGGGAAACCGUUACACUGGAUCAUAUAAAACAUCUGGAUUCUCUAAAAGAAGCGCUCGAUUUCUCUUUUAAUAUUGACGACAUCCUUCGAGCAUACAACACGUUAUCCCAAACACUUGACAUUCGGGAUGUGACGUCAACAGACAUACUGAGAUUCUUCUUUGAGGCUGACCAGGAGGAGGAGGAAGCCUUCAGUGGAGACAGCUGUGUGUGCUGCAUGUGUUGUGAUCGUGUAGUGUGUGUAAUGUUCCUACCAUGUCGUCAUGGAUGUUGUGAUGAAUGUGAACAUGAAACAGAGCAGUGUCCCUACUGUUCUCAGUACAUCAAGGCAGUGCACCGUGUGUAUGUCGGGUAGAAAAGUAACUCUAUUCAUAAAAGUAUUGGAAAAUGUAAUGGAAAUAUUUAUCUUUCCAGAAAAAGCAUCAUUCCAUAUGUUUACAAAAGUUUUAUAUCAUAUCAUUAACAAUAUUUAUAUAUAGGCAGUAAAUCAUUUAUUUUUAGCAUUGAGAAACAGAUUUGAAGACGUUA
Saccostrea cuccullata (small rock oyster) is the source of this 2077-nucleotide messenger RNA. Its product is annotated as E3 ubiquitin-protein ligase XIAP-like. Bases 192 to 1904 code for a protein of 570 amino acids. Gene Ontology annotation, cellular component: IPAF inflammasome complex. The transcript is spliced from 4 exons. Gene Ontology annotation, biological process: inflammatory response; pyroptotic inflammatory response; defense response to bacterium. Gene Ontology annotation, molecular function: ATP binding; cysteine-type endopeptidase inhibitor activity involved in apoptotic process. The record is from RefSeq and is a predicted model, not a curated record. Lineage: Eukaryota; Metazoa; Mollusca; Bivalvia; Ostreida; Ostreidae.